AUGGCCUUCAAUGACCUCCUGAAACAGGUGGGGGGCGUCGGACGCUUCCAGCUGAUCCAGGUCACCAUGGUGGUUGUUCCCCUACUGCUGAUGGCUUCCCACAACACCUUGCAGAACUUCACUGCCGCUAUCCCCCCUCACCACUGCCGCCCAGCUGCCAAUGCCAAUCUCAGCAAAGAUGGAGGUCUGGAGGCCUGGCUGCCCCUGGACAAGCAAGGACAACCCGAAUCUUGCCUCCGCUUUACUUCCCCCCAGUGGGGACCACCCUUUCACAAUGGCACAGAAGCCAAUGGCACCGGAGUCACAGAGCCCUGCAUUGAUGGCUGGGUCUAUGACAACAGCACCUUCCCUUCAACCAUCGUGACUGAGUGGAACCUUGUGUGCUCUCAUCGGGCUUUCCGCCAGCUGGCCCAGUCCCUGUACAUGGUGGGAGUGCUGCUGGGAGCCAUGAUGUUUGGCUACCUGGCGGACAGGCUGGGCCGCCGGAAGGUGCUGAUCUUGAACUACCUGCAGACAGCUGUGUCGGGAACCUGUGCAGCCUAUGCACCCAACUAUACUGUCUACUGCGUUUUCCGGCUCCUCUCGGGCAUGUCUUUGGCUAGCAUUGCAAUCAACUGCAUGACACUAAAUGUGGAAUGGAUGCCUAUCCACACCCGUGCCUAUGUGGGCACCUUGAUUGGCUAUGUCUACAGCCUGGGCCAGUUCCUCCUGGCUGGCAUCGCCUAUGCUGUGCCCCACUGGCGCCACCUGCAGCUUGUGGUCUCUGUGCCUUUUUUCAUUGCCUUCAUCUACUCUUGGUUCUUCAUUGAGUCAGCCCGCUGGUACUCCUCCUCAGGAAGGCUGGACCUCACCCUCCGAGCCCUGCAGAGAGUGGCCCGGAUCAAUGGGAAACAAGAAGAAGGGGCUAAGCUAAGUAUAGAGGUGCUCCGGACCAGCCUGCAGAAGGAACUAACUCUAAGCAAAGGCCAAGCCUCAGCCAUGGAGCUGCUGCGCUGCCCCACCCUUCGACGCCUCUUCCUCUGUCUCUCCAUGCUGUGGUUUGCCACUAGCUUUGCCUACUACGGGCUGGUCAUGGACCUGCAGGGCUUUGGGGUCAGCAUGUACCUUAUCCAGGUGAUUUUCGGUGCCGUGGACCUGCCUGCCAAGUUUGUAUGCUUCCUAGUCAUCAACUCCAUGGGCCGCCGGCCUGCACAGAUGGCCUCCCUGUUGCUGGCAGGCAUCUGCAUCCUGGUGAAUGGCAUAAUACCAAAGAGUGCGUACUCACCACCAGUAUCUUGGCUCUCAGACCCACCCACCCUACCCCUUCAGACAUAACUCAGUGCCUCCAACCUCAAUCCCCACGUUCCUCCUUUCUCCAAUCCUUUCUCUCUAGGCCAUACGAUCAUUCGCACCUCCCUGGCUGUGCUAGGGAAGGGCUGCCUGGCUUCCUCUUUCAACUGCAUCUUCCUGUACACCGGAGAGCUGUACCCAACAGUGAUUCGGCAGACAGGCCUGGGCAUGGGCAGCACCAUGGCCCGGGUGGGCAGCAUUGUGAGCCCGCUGGUGAGCAUGACUGCAGAGUUCUACCCCUCCAUGCCUCUCUUCAUCUUCGGCGCUGUCCCUGUGGUCGCCAGUGCUGUCAUUACCCUGCUGCCAGAGACCUUGGGCCAGCCGCUGCCAGAUACAGUGCAGGACCUGAAGAGCAGGAGCAGAGGAAAGCAGAAUCAACAGCAGCAGGAACAGCAGAAGCAAAUGAUGCCGCUCCAGGCCUCAACACAAGAGAAGAAUGGACUUUGAGAACAGAAGGGCUUCACACAGCACUAAAGGGAGUGGGGUUCUACAGGUCCUGCCGCCUACAUGAGGAGGGGGAGUGAGUAGAGGGACUGGACCAUCCAAAUGUGGAGGCUGCCAUUCAGAGAAAUCCCUCCCCAAAGGUCACGUCAGUAGACCCACUAGGAACAAAAGCUCUGACUAUGUGCAGCUUCUUAAGCAGAAUGUUCUCGUCACCGGCCAUCUUCCUGCUCAUGGUCACUCCGCCACCUCCAGGACCUUGCAAAGAAUCUCAGACAAUUAAAUGAAUCUCUUCUACCUUG
Molecule: messenger RNA, 2072 nt
Organism: Rattus rattus (black rat)
Lineage: Eukaryota; Metazoa; Chordata; Mammalia; Rodentia; Muridae
Gene: Slc22a6
Product: solute carrier family 22 member 6
Exons: 9
Coding region: 1-1314 (437 amino acids)
Biological process (GO): transmembrane transport
Cellular component (GO): membrane
Source: RefSeq, a predicted model, not a curated record